AUGAUAAGGGUAAUAAAUUGCUAAAUAUCAUAUUUAGGGUCUGCAUUAUAUAUUGACUUACAGUUUAGCAGAUAUAAAUCAAUUUCAAGAAGAAAUUUAAUGUUUUAACUAAGCCGUUUGUGUUAAUCCUAAAUAUGAUUUUGCAUUGAUUUGCAAGGGUAAUUUAUUUUUAUUGUAAAUAAUUAUUAGGUAAUGCAUUAGUAUCAAAUUGGAGCAAUAUCAAGAUGCAAUUAAUUGUUUCACCGAAGCUAUUUCUAUUAAU
Paramecium octaurelia is the source of this 262-nucleotide messenger RNA. NCBI's taxonomy places the organism in Eukaryota, Ciliophora, Oligohymenophorea, Peniculida, Parameciidae. The record is from the annotation of a GenBank genome assembly.